This is a messenger RNA of Megalobrama amblycephala (Wuchang bream), 4535 nucleotides long. It is a transcript of the gene efnb2b, whose product is annotated as ephrin-B2b. Gene Ontology annotation, cellular component: plasma membrane. Lineage: Eukaryota; Metazoa; Chordata; Actinopteri; Cypriniformes; Xenocyprididae. Gene Ontology annotation, molecular function: ephrin receptor binding. The transcript has 5 exons. Bases 609 to 1616 code for a protein of 335 amino acids. Gene Ontology annotation, biological process: ephrin receptor signaling pathway; blood vessel morphogenesis; axon guidance. The record is from RefSeq and is a predicted model, not a curated record.
UAAUAUAGCAGUAGGCUACAGUUUCCAGACUUCUGUUUAGUCUCCUUCAAUUCGACUAGGUGUCACUCAUUUCGCGUCAUCCAAUCGAGAGUGACGUGGGCGGGGUCUAACGGCAACAUUGGGUUGUCCUAAGAAGUCUCUAAGCACGUCUUGAGGCCACUCCAAGACUGGCAGAGUUGAAUGCAAAGACGAAGAACAGGAGAAGCACUGAUGCUGCCUUUAGAUUUGAGCUCAGUAACAUCCGAAUUUUAGAGCUAUGCUGAUAUUCCACGGAACCUGCAGUACUUUACUGUUUUCUCUACAUUCAUAAGAAGUGUAGACACUGCUUCUCAAAGGAUGCAUAUUAAGACAUUUUAAUGUCUAAAGAACCCGAUUGCAUGGAUUAUCAACCGCUGUCCGGCUAUUUUGUUAAAUUUGUUCUAUAGAGUGCUAGUUGCGAAGGAGCUGUUAUUUUUGGAGGUCUUAUCAAAUAAAUUGUCGUUUCCAAAUAAAACCCGUUUUCAUCAGAAGAGAGCGCCCAACAACAUCGGAUUCUUCUCGCAUUAGUGCCUGUGGAUCUCCCACUUGUUAUAAUCAGAUUUGGACUGGUGAACUCUUUUUACAUCGCAAUGGAUAUAACUAUGUGGAGUUAUAUAUUUGGUCUUUUCGUGGUUGCUUGUCGAGUAAGACUGGCUCGAUCAACAGUUUUAGAAUCAAUAUAUUGGAAUACUUCGAACACCAAGUUUGUUCCAGGAAGAGGUGUAGUACUAUACCCUCAGAUCGGAGACAAAAUGGACAUUGUGUGUCCAAGAAUCAAGCCAGGCUCCACUGAGCAGAUGAACAUUGAAUACUUCCGGGUCUAUCUUGUUCCCAAAGAACAAUUGGAGACCUGUAGUGUUACUAAAGGCGACAUGUUACUGCUCAACUGUGACAAGCCGGACCAGGACGUGAAGUUCACCUUCAAAUUUCAAGAGUUCAGCCCCAACCUGUGGGGCCUGGAGUUCUUCAAAGGGAAGGACUAUCACAUCAUCUCCACAUCCAACAGCACGUUUGAAGGUUUGGACAACCAUGAUGGCGGUGUUUGUAAGACCAAAUCCAUGAAGCUGGUUCUGAGAGUUGGACAGAGUCCUACAGAUUCAUUCUCAGCAAAAAAUCAUCCCACAAGAUAUCCUCCGAAAUACCCUGACAAUAAGGACCAAAGCACCUUCAGCAAAGAGAACGAUGUUGUCAGCAAAACUGACUCCACACAGAAUGGUGAGGCCGGUGGGAAGAGCGGCGAGUCUGUAGGAUCCGCUGGAUCUGAAGUAGCCCUGUUCGCUGGUGUUGCAUCUGGUGGAGUCAUCUUCAUCAUCAUCAUCAUCGCUCUUGUAGCACUGCUGCAUCGGCGUCAUCAGAAACACUCGGCGCAGUGCUCCGCCCAGCUGCCGUUAAACACGCUGCCCAAACGCGGAAGUGCCGCCAGUGGCGGUAGCAACAAUAAUGGCUCCGAGCCCAGUGACAUCAUCUUUCCACUCCGGACCUCGGGAAGCAUGUACUGUCCGCACUACGAGAAGGUUAGUGGUGACUACGGACACCCAGUCUACAUCGUCCAAGAAAUGCCACCACAAAAUCCUGCAAACAUUUACUACAAGGUUUGACAGAGCAUGGAAAAGCUACGGACGCUGGAGAGCCGACCGGCGUUGUUUUUGAUGAUGGACGUCAGUGUUUUGGUGCCAUUGCCAUUAUUUAGCCCUGUUGGCUGGAUGCUAGAAGGGCUGAAGUGCCGUCUAGUUCAGAAGAACUCAUUUGUUGUUGGUCUUGAGGUCUGAUUCUGGAUUAGAUGCUGGUGCACAUGGGAAUUCGCUCUUCUGUUUAUACCUUGACAUGGGAAACUGAUGACUUUUCAAAGCGCAGAACAAAUCAUGAGCUGCAAAAUCAUGCUGAAUAAACAUCUCAUGUGAAGAAUACUUAGGAAAAUACAAGACUGUUUUUUUUAUUUAUUGCUUUUUGAUUGUUUUUAUGUUUCUCAACUCCCAGAUCUUGAAAAUCGAACUUUUUAAUGCACGAGAAGAGGCCUUGAUUCCUGUACUUUGCAGUUUUUCGAUGUCUGUCGAGUCCAUCCGAUGUGAUUUAGGAUGUCUGCAUCCCAAAGCUGGCCUGAUGGAUGCAUAUUACAUAUCAGUUCAGACAUUUGUGGCCCUUAUGCUGUUGAUGUGUGAGCCGGUGUGGUCCAAAACGCAUGUGGUUCUUUUAUCCCCAUUUGCUUAUAACUUUUCAAACAUUUAUUCAAACAGCAAACAAACAAAACUAAAGAUCAACAUACAGAAAGAUUCUUUGUUGACUUGGUGAUGUAAAUACAAUAGCAGAGCAUUGAAAUUAUGCUCCAAGUUAUGUUUUCUAUGAAUCUGAACAUUGCUCGUCCAUUACGUUUCAUCAUUGAAUGUUCAAGCCAUUUUGUUAAAAUACUUCAGGGGUUUACUGCAGCAAAGAAGCGACAUGUUGGAUAUAAUGGAUUUGCUUAUUUUUUAAAAUCUUGCAUUUGUUAAACUUGUUUGUUGGUUCUAGCCAAUAGUGUGUUGAGGAAAUUUCACAUUCCAGAUGGCUGACAAGGUUGAACGAAAUGAUUCGCCAUAGUCGCUUGUGCUGCUCUCUCUCGCUCUCUUUCCUUUUUUGCUUGAAUGAAUGAAUGAAUGAAAAGUUCACAAAAUGUUUUCUAUUGUUCAAAUAAAAAAAAGUGGCCUCUUACUCAAAACAAAUCUCGACUCAAUAUCUGAACUGUUAGAAAAUCAUUACUAAAUAAUCAUUAACUGCAAAUCCUUCCCAGCUAACACCAUUUACGUAGUUUAUUGGUACUUUUGGGUUAAUUCAUGACCAAUCGACAACGUAACUAAGACGCUGCAUGCUUGUAAUUUCUUUUGAGCUUUAUUUUUAAUGAUGUGAUAAACAGCGUGCAUCGCCACAUUUGCGCGUGCCAUUGAAGAGAGAGCGCUCUACAGCUGACAGGACCGGAAAAUUCGCUUUUUCUGAGAAUUUUUUUCAUAACAAGUUACGAAAAUAAUGUUAGAAUAAUGCCACAUCUCAUCUGACCGCAGAUAGAGUAUCAGGACAACCAGUGGCGUUGCAUAACUUUGUUUUAAAAAGUGGGCGGGACAGAAGUGGGGGGUUAAUUUAUCAACAUAAAUUAAUGUUUAACGUAACUUACAUCUACUAUAAUACAAUAUAUUGUUAGUCACGAAAUUGACCUUUUGCAUAGACCCGCCCCCUUUUAGUUACUGUUGCUUUGUUGGACAAGCAGUGCCAAUUUAGCGAUUUUGUUGCUAGAUUUAGCGACUUCCCUGCCCCUUUUAAGAUUUUUUUCAAAAGCCUAAUUUAGCAACUUCUUGGACAAACCUUAUCUAGAUUCCAUGACUCGCCCACUGAUCUACUUUAAUAUUAAAAUAGGUAAGUGGACUCGCCAGUAUGACAAUAUCUAGCGUCAUAUAAAGACCGGUUUUAGCCACUUCCAACUGAAAGCAAUUGGCAACACACAUGGCGCUCUCACACCACACAUCAUGUUCUCACAGAAUGAAAAACAUCACAGAGCAAAGAGGACUGACAACACAUCAACAGAAAAGACAGUACAGGUUAAUUUUGGUAUGAAACAAAUUAAAUCUCAGCUUUCAAAUUUUGGAAUUUGUUGUACCUUUUGUCGCUCAUUAAUGUGUCAUGACAGAUCGCUGCGUUUCAGUUCAAGCGGCACAUGAACCAAUCAUCUCCUACCAUUUUUUAAGUUCAUGUCCACUGACGUUAAUUUAUUAACUCUCCUGUAUGGUUUGUUUGACGGACAAUCUUGGCGUCAUGAUUGGUCAGAUCAUCUGUCAAUCAAACUCCCGGCAAAGGGUGAAUUUCAUGUCAGUGAAUAAAUACAUAGAAUCACAUAAAAUGCUCAUCUGACUUAAUGGUCUGCUGGUAGAUCUUUUAAGCAUGUCAGCAAGGUUCUGGGUUAUAAUCCAGAAUAAAACUUUCAUGCACGUCUUUUAAAAUAAAAGUCUCGCAUCAGAAAAACAUAGAAUUACGUUUUGUUGUUGUUUCUUUGACUGACCCACCAGUUGAGAAACACUGAGAUAGAGAUAUUUUCAAUAAUUUCACUUAUAUUAUUCACAUUUAUGAUGCAACAUCUUUUUUCUUUUGAUUUUGGGGUAAAAUGUGAUUUGUAUAAUUUAUGACUUACUGAGAUCUGCCCUCAUAUGCAUCAAUACCUACCAAGUUUUACUGAUAUUCAAGCAAAAAUCAGAAACAAGAUUGUCCAAUGGUGACCCACGAAUUGAGAAAAACUGAGAUAGAUCUAUUUUUGAUAAUUUCACUGAUAUUAUUCGCAUUAUUUUAUGCAACAUGUUGGGUUUUUUCUUUUGAUUUUGAAACAUGAUUUGUAUAAUUUAUGACUUAUUGAGAUGUGCCGUCGUAUGCAUCAAUAACUUACCUACACUGUAAAAAAGAAAUGUUUAAAAAGUAAGUUACAUGGUUGUAACUUACAUCCAGCCUAAAAAAUACAGUUUUUUGUCAUGAUUCGAGCGUUUGGAUAAAACAUUUAUAAGACA